Molecule: messenger RNA, 3620 nt
Organism: Pseudophryne corroboree (corroboree frog)
Lineage: Eukaryota; Metazoa; Chordata; Amphibia; Anura; Myobatrachidae
Product: frizzled-7-like
Exons: 1
Coding region: 1042-2643 (533 amino acids)
Biological process (GO): canonical Wnt signaling pathway; non-canonical Wnt signaling pathway
Cellular component (GO): plasma membrane
Molecular function (GO): Wnt receptor activity; Wnt-protein binding
Source: RefSeq, a predicted model, not a curated record
AGUGACCGGAGCCGGCGGCGUGCUGUGCGCGGAGUCCCCGUGUUACCGUACAGCGCCGGAGCUUCCUGCAUACACAGCGCCGAGAUCCCCGGAGCCUCCUGUAUACACAGCGCAGAGACCCCCGGAGCCUCCUGUAUACACAGCGCUGAGCACCCCGGAGCCUCCUGCAUACACAGCGCUGAGCACACCGGAGCCUCCUGUAUACACAGCACUGGGAUCCUCCUGCAUACACAGCGCUGAGCACCCCGGAGCCUCCUGCAUACACAGCGCUGAGCACACCGGAGCCUCCUGUAUACACAGCGCUGGGAUCCUCCUGCAUACACAGCGCUGAGCACCCCGGAGCCUCCUGUAUACACAGCGCUGAGACCCCCGGAGCCUCCAGUAUACACAGCGCUGCACCUCGGAGCCUCCAGUAUACACAGCGCUGAGACCCUCGGAGCCUCCAGUAUACACAGCGCUGAGACCCCGGAGCCUCCAGUAUACACAGCGCUGAGACCCCGGAGCCUCCUGUAUACACAGCGCUGAGCACCCCGGAGCCUCCAGUAUACACAGCGCUGAGACCCCCCGGAGCCUCCAGUAUACACAGCGCUGAGACCCCCGGAGCCUCCAGUAUACACAGCGCUGAGACCCCGGAGCCUCCUGUAUACACAGCGCUGAGCACCCCGGAGCCUCCAGUAUACACAGCGCUGAGCACCCCGGAGCCUCCAGAAUACACAGCGCUGAGACCCCCCGGAGCCUCCAGUAUACACAGCGCUGAGACCCCGGAGCCUCCUGUAUACACAGCGCUGAGCACCCCGGAGCCUCCAGUAUACACAGCGCUGAGACCCCCCGGAGCCUCCAGUAUACACAGCGCUGAGACCCCCCGGAGCCUCCAGUAUACACAGCGCUGAGCACCCCGGAGCCUCCUGUAUACACAGCGUUGAGACCCCCCGGAGCCUCCAGUAUACACAGCGCUGAGACCCCCGGAGCCUCCAGUAUACACCUCGCUGGGAGCCUCCUGCAUACACGGCGCCGCACCCCGGCACAGGACCCCCGGUCACCAUGCUGCUGCUGCUCCUGCUCUCCGCUGUCUCCUCCGGGGAGAAGGGCCUCCCGGUGCCGGAGCACGGCUUCUGCCAGCCCAUCUCCAUCCCGCUGUGCGCGGACAUCGCCUACAACCAGACCAUCCUGCCCAACCUGCUGGGACACGGCAGCCAGGAGGAGGCCGGGCUGGAGGUGCACCAGUUCUUCCCGCUGGUGACGGUGCGGUGCUCGCCGGAGCUGCGCUUCUUCCUGUGCUCCAUGUACGCGCCGGUGUGCACGGUGCUGGAGGCCGCCAUCCCCCCCUGCAGGUCGCUGUGUGAGCGGGCCCGGGGCGGCUGCGAGGCGCUCAUGAACAAGUUCGGCUUCCAGUGGCCGGAGCGGCUGCGCUGCGAGAACUUCCCGGUGCACGGAGCCGGCGACAUCUGCGUGGGGCAGAACAGCUCGGAGACCCCCCCGGGAGGAGCCACCCCCGCCGCACCGUCCCUGCAGCCCCCGGACACCCCCGCACCAGCGUCCUCCUGCCCCCGCCAGCUCCGGGUGCCGCCACACCUGGGCUACCGCUUCCUGGGGGAGAAGGACUGCGGCGCCCCCUGCGAGCCCGGCCGGCCGCACGGCCUCCUGUACUUCUCCGCGGAGGAGGUGCGCUUCUCCCGGCUGUGGGUGGGGGUCUGGGCCGGCCUCUGCGCCCUCUCCUCGCUGGGCACCGUGCUCACCUACCUGGUGGACGUGCGGCUCUUCUCCUACCCGGAGCAGCCCAUCGUCUUCCUGUCCGCCUGCUACCUGCUGCUGGGCCUGACGCACACCGCCGGCUCCGUGCUGGGGGAUCGUGCCGUGUGCCUGGAGCGCUGGGCGGAGGACGGCUGGCGGACGCUGGCGCAGGGCGGCCGGAGGGAGGUGUGCACGGCGCUCUUCAUGCUCAGCUACUUCUCCGGCAUGGCGAGCUCCGCCUGGUGGGUGAUCCUGGCGCUCAGCUGGUUCCUGGCCGCCGGCAUGAAGUGGGGGCACGAAGCGAUCGCGGCGCACUCGCACUACUUCCACCUGGCGGCCUGGGCGCUGCCGGCGGGGCAGACGAUGGCGGCGCUGGCGCUGGGGCUGCCGGACGGGGACGUGCUGAGCGGGGUGUGCUCGGCGGGGGCGAGCAGCGUGGCCGCGCUGCGGGGCUUCGUGCUGGCGCCGCUCUGCCUCUACCUGCUGCUGGGCUCGUCCUUCCUGCUGGCCGGCCUGGUGUCUCUCUUCCGCAUCCGCACCAUCAUGAAGCGCGGCGGCGGCGGCCAGACCGACAAGCUGGAGAAGCUGAUGGUGCGCAUCGGGGUGUUCAGCGUCCUGUACACCGUGCCCGCCGCCAUCGUGCUGGCCUGCGGCUUCUACGAGCAGGCGUUCCGGGAGAGCUGGCAGCGGAGCUGGCUGCAGAGGAGCUGCAAGAGCCUGGCCGUCCCCUGCCCCGGGCACACCCCGGACUCCGGCCCGGACUUCACCGUCUUCAUGAUCAAGUAUCUCAUGACCAUGAUCGUGGGCAUCACCUCCAGCUUCUGGAUCUGCUCCGGGAAGACGCUGCAGUCCUGGCGCCGCUUCUACCGCCGGCUCAGCAAGGGGGGCAGCAAGGGGGAGACGGCGGUGUGACCGGCGCUGUGCCGCCCCCCGGGACUACUGGGACUGCGAACCACAGACCUACACCCACAUGGGGCUCCACAGACCUACCCCCACAUGGUGCUCCAGUGACCUCCUGACUUACCCACAUAGGGCUCCAUAUCAGGUCAUUCCAACUCUACCUGAGGAUCAUUGCUCCACUGACUUACCCCCAUGGGGCUCCACAUCAGGGCAUCACAGCUCCAUCUAACUCCAUACCUGAGGAUCAUUGCUCCACUGACUUACCCCCAUGGGGCUCCACAUCAGGGCAUCACAGCUCCAUCUAACUCCAUACCUGAGGAUCAUUGCUCCACUGACUUACCCCCAUGGGGCUCCACAUCAGGGCAUCACAGCUCCAUCUCACUCCAUACAUGAGGAUCAUUGCUCCACUGACUUACCCCCAUGGGGCUCCACAUCAGGGCAUCACAGCUCCAUCUCACUCCAUACCUGAGGAUCAUUGCUCCACUGACUUACCCCCAUGGGGCUCCACAUCAGGGCAUCACAGCUCCAUCUAACUCCAUACCUGAGGAUCAUUGCUCCACUGACUUACCCCCAUGGGGCUCCACAUCAGGGCAUCACAGCUCCAUCUAACUCCAUACCUGAGGAUCAUUGCUCCACUGACUUACCCCCAUAGGGCUCCACAUCAGGGCAUCACAGCUCCAUCUAACUCCAUACCUGAGGAUCAUUGCUCCACUGACUUACCCCCAUGGGGCUCCACAUCAGGGCAUCACAGCUCCAUCUAACUCCAUACCUGAGGAUCAUUGCUCCACUGACUUACCCCCAUGGGGCUCCACAUCAGGGCAUCACAGCUCCAUCUCACUCCAUACCUGAGGAUCAUUGCUCCACUGACUUACCCCCAUGGGGCUCCACAUCAGGGCAUCACAGCUCCAUCUAACUCCAUACCUGAGGAUCAUUGCUCCACUGACUUACCCCCAUGGGGCUCCACAUCAGGGCAUCACAGCUCCAUCUAA